Molecule: messenger RNA, 1935 nt
Organism: Uloborus diversus
Lineage: Eukaryota; Metazoa; Arthropoda; Arachnida; Araneae; Uloboridae
Product: homeobox protein Hox-A3-like
Exons: 8
Coding region: 87-1868 (593 amino acids)
Biological process (GO): anatomical structure development
Cellular component (GO): extracellular region; cell surface
Molecular function (GO): signaling receptor binding
Source: RefSeq, a predicted model, not a curated record
UCCACUUCCUCGCUGGAUUCAAGGUCCGCAGAAGAGUCAAGUCGAUUAAUUGACAAGAGUCGCGGAUUAACAUGCGAUUUUGAAAUAUGCGGCUUCUGUCUUGUCCACAACUGGUUUUGUUCCUGCUGGUCACUCUCCUCUGCGUCACAAACGCGAAAAGAGGUGGAGGCAGUCGGGGAGGAAGUCGCUCGAGCAGCCGAAGUUCCAGCCGCACCAGAUACUCCGACCGAUCCAGAGAUCGAGGCUCACCCAGUGCUCCGGCACCAAUACCCAUUCCCAGAGCACCUCCGGCACCUGCCCCUGCUCCUAAGCCACCGGCCCCACCGCCAAAAAAGCCACCGGCGCCGAAACCUUCUGCGCCAGAGGAGCCCGUUGUCGCUCGGCAACCUGCGCACAACCCCAACUUCAGAGAGUCUAGUCCAAACCAGGGAGCCAGUCAACCGGCAAGCAAUCCCAACUAUCCUGGACAAAAUGUACCCAGCAACAGACAACCACCUCCUUAUUCUCCGGGAGUAGCGCCGCCUGCUUAUUCACCUGCUGGUCAAUCUCCACCACAUGCCCCUGCGGGGGCGCCACCUGCCUAUUCACCAGGAGCCCAGCCACCGCCAUAUGCUCCUGCAGGUCAGGCGCCACCGUACAGUCCACCAGGACCUGGUUUCAGGCCAGGAAUCAAUCCUCCUGCGUAUCCUCAACAACCUGGAAUGAGGCCUGCACCUUAUCCUCAGCAGCCGGGCAUGGGAUCAGCUCCCUACCCUCAGCAACCAGGAAUGCGGCCAGCUCCUUAUCCUCAGCAACCAGGCAUGGGAUCCGCUCCUUACCCUCGUCAACCAGGAAUGAGCUAUCCUCAGCAACCAGGAAUGAACAGACCCUAUCAACAACAACCUCUGGGGAGCAAUGUUUGGACACCCCACUCUGGCAUGCCUGCACCUGCGUAUAUGAACUACGGAGGUUUGCCAACUGGUGGAAACAUGUACGGAAAACCACACAAACAGAAAGGAUUCUUGGGCUCCCUGAUGUCUCUUGGCGGCACGAAGCACAACUCGAAAAAUAAGUACUACGGAUCUUAUCCUGGUUCAUAUGGAAUGGGUGGCGGACUUGGCGGUAUGGGUGGUAGGGGAGGAGGCUUCCUUGGUAGGCAUGGGAAAUCCGCUGCCAUGUUUGCUAUACUUCCUUACAUGGCCAUGAGGAGUAGCCAUAGCUUAUUCAUGCCGAGACUGGGAUUCUUUCCUCUAUUUUUACCAAGUCCAUUCUAUCAUCAUCAUCAUUAUGGGUACGGAUACGGUCACUCUCAUUACUACGAUGUGUAUAAUGAAAACUACGCUGGAAAGUGCAAGCGCCCAAUUACACCUAUUCACGGGGCUGUACAGUGCAACUCAACGUAUCGUGAAACGCGAUGUCAUUUUAAUUGCACGGAAGGGUAUCAGUUCCCCGAUAAUACAACGAUGAAGGACAAUGAAUGUUGGCAUGUUACUGGAGUCUGGCGACCAGAAAAGAACUUUCCUGAAUGCAAACCUGUAUGUAACGAGUCGUGCUUGAACGGCGGCAGCUGCAUUCAACCAGGAAUGUGCGGGUGUUUGCCCGAAUACCGAGGACUUCACUGUGAAUUUCGUAAGUUAAAUUUCCUGAACUGUGACGUUCGCAAACUGGCGGGGUCUACAAAAAUCAGCUGGGUGUGUACGCACACGAGAAAUGAAACUUCGUGCAAGAUUAAAUGCAAGACGCCGACAGUAUUCGCCGUCGAGCCUGCCUCAGAAUACAAGUGUGCACCAGACGGAGUUUGGACCCCAGAUUCGAUACCCGAGUGCAUCAUCAAAGAUGAUGUGACGACAGAAAUUGCUUCAACUGUAGAAGUAACUACAGCCGAUUGAAGAAUAUGCUCAAUUUUCUUUUAAAAAUUUACGUGUGCAUGUAUAAUAAAAUGAUUUUAUAAGUCUC